ACAGCAUUACGUAAAGCAGAGUGUUCCGGGUUCGUCAGAUUAACUUUCUAUAAUGACUUAAUUAGUCUGUUGCAUGUCAUGUAGGGUAACAGCACCUGCUACAGACAUGGGGAAACACUCGGGGUUUUGUCUGACUGUAUUCUUUGCUGGGCUUCUUAAUAUUGACGCCAUCACAGGGGACAUAAGUGAGUGCGCGAACGCUGCUGUGUCAGGGGAUAUACCAUACAUCCGGAUGUGUGAGGACGCAAGAGUGACGUCAGACAGAAUGAUACUGGACACGCACCUUGCCGCGGCCACAGGGGAGACAACUUGCUCGUGUAGUGCUGAAACUAACGUUUCCGUUGUAUUUUAUCUACAAUAUUACGGUGUUGGUCUGAACCCUAAUACAACCGGGUGUGUUAGCAGGAUAGUAAUAACCAGCCCGACGUCUUUUAACUCGCCAUUCGAAUGCAACACGUCUACAUCAAAUCCUCUCGUUGCCCUUCCUAUGAAUUUGACCUGGAGUGGAGCAUCAGUUGGGGAUUCAAAAUACUGUAUUGAUAUCACAACGGACCCAUCACCAGGAAGUAAACAUUUUACAAUGGUAUGUUCUAAGCCAGGAACGACAUUCACCACAUUUUCCACUCGUCCAAGUACUACUAAAGCAGCUGAAACGACUGUCCAAACUACAACUGUAACAGAGACUCGUACCACGAACAGUGAAGGGACCACGUUCACGUCGGCGAUGACCACUGUGUCCAACACUGACCAAGGAACAUCACGACGGGCGGGCGACACGCGAACUGAUACAAACCCGCAGCGCCCGAAGGACAGUGUACCGUUAAUUAUCGCGAUACCAGCUGCUGUAGGAGGGUUUGUCCUUAUUAUCACAAUAGUGAUAAUUGCUGUUGUCUUUUCAAAGUGAGUAUAUACUAUUAUAUUGCUAACUAAAACUAAUAACACAUCAGAAAUAAAUACAGAGUGAACGAAGGCUAGCAUAGAUUUACCUCCCCUCCUUUCCCAUCCCGCUUCUCCCGUGACCUUUAACCCUUUAACCUUGACCGAUGACCACCAAAUUCCAACCAGGUGUUGAGAGCAAUGCUAUAAUGCUGUGACGUAAAUAUCAAUGAAAUUUGUCGAGGGUUUUGUGAUAUAUAUCUUGUACACAAGAUUUUAACUUCAAAUGUGGCAAAGUGUGAACUUUGAUCGCAAAACCAGGGACAGUAUAUAGACUUCACUAUACGUCCCUGGCAAAACUAAUCUUUGUAUAUAAACUAAUUAAUUCUAUACUCGCUUUAAAAAUGAUGUUGCAUUGCUGCACUGACUAACUUUAAAUAUACUAUGAAAAAUCAUUCGGAAGUCAAACUGAAUAUAAACGAAUUGAAAUAAUAAUGAUGACAUUGUUUUUUAUAUAACAUUUAUAAGUACAUGUAUCUUACUGGUUUCCAUUGGAAACACACUGUCUACCGGGAAAAUGUGGCCGCAGUUGAACUUCCGCCCUUAAAUCCCGCCAUACCGAGAGUGAUUUUAUCCUUAGACCGAAUAGUAGUACAAAGUACACCAUACACACCAAAUGACGCGUGAAGGGCGAAAUGAACACCAGAUGAAUGCUAAUGAUCGG
Messenger RNA from Mizuhopecten yessoensis (Yesso scallop), 1600 nucleotides. RefSeq lists its product as uncharacterized. The transcript is spliced from 5 exons. NCBI's taxonomy places the organism in Eukaryota, Metazoa, Mollusca, Bivalvia, Pectinida, Pectinidae. Bases 74 to 904 code for a protein of 276 amino acids. The record is from RefSeq and is a predicted model, not a curated record.